Solanum dulcamara is the source of this 1656-nucleotide messenger RNA. RefSeq names its product F-box protein At5g49610-like. The transcript is spliced from 2 exons. Gene Ontology annotation, molecular function: protein binding. Bases 337 to 1407 code for a protein of 356 amino acids. Lineage: Eukaryota; Viridiplantae; Streptophyta; Magnoliopsida; Solanales; Solanaceae. The record is from RefSeq and is a predicted model, not a curated record.
UUCAUACUAUCACGAUCUUUCAAUUAUUCGCUCAAAUUUAUAUCAGUACUAAGAAUUUAGGGUUUCUAUGUGCUUAUCAUACAUAUUAAUUUGGGUAUUUUCACUUUGAUAACUUCUCUUUUGAGCCGAGGGUAAGGGUACAUACUACUCCUCCCCCUGACCCCAUUACACUGGGUAUAGAAAAUGAAAAGCAACAAUCUUGACUGAAUUUAGGGGUUAAGGGUCAACUCAAAGCUACUCAAAACUCAACCCUCCUGAUGUUUGAGGCAUUGUGAAAAACAAAAAGCAGACUGUUGUUGCGCCGUCUUAACCAUCAGUGACUAUACUGUUGCAAUAAUGGAUCGUGGAAAAAGGCCAGACCUUGCUGCACGGAAUAAUAAGAUUUAUUUGGAUCUUAAGGACAUCAUCAAAGAGAAUGCCCUUCCCUUCCUUCCUGCCAAAUCAAUUGUCAAAUUCGGAGCUGUCUGUAGGGACUGGAGACUCCAGAUUUCCAUUCCAUUUUUUGCCCACAGUCAAUCACUUUCUUGUCGCAGUACAUCAGGCUUCUUUCUCCAGAUUCACGGGGGUUCUCCUUCUUUCAUACCCAUUGACGCAAACUCUUGUGGGGUGCCAGAUCCUCUCCUUAGGUUCUUGCCUGAGCCUGUUGACAUUAAAUCCUCCUCUAAUGGACUGCUUUGCUGCCAAGGCCGUCAAGCGGACAAGUCCUACUACAUAUGUAAUCCCGUUACUAAGCAGUGGAAGAAACUUCCCAAAUCAAAUGCUAAUCAUGGAUCAGAUCCAGCAAUUGUGCUCUUAUUUGAACCAUCGUUGCUCAACUUUGUAGCAGAGUACAAAAUUAUAUGUGCUUUUCCAUCCACAGAUUUUGGUGAGGCAACUGAAUUUGAUAUAUAUUCCUCCAGAGAGGAUUCUUGGGAGAUUGCUGGGGAGAUCUGCUUUGGAGAUAGAAAAGUAAUGCCAAAAUCAGGGGUCCAUGUGAAUGGCAUUGUUUACUGGAUGACAACUGAUAGUAUUCUUGCUUUUGAUCUAACAAAGGAGAGGGCACAGCUCCUUCAAGGCGACUUUCGUGGCUUCUUGGGGGUUUUUAGUGGAAAGCUCUGUAAGGUUUAUGUCAGUGGUAAUUCAAUCAAGUUAGACAUUUUGGUUAAUGCCCACUCAAAUACAAUGCCAAUGAGAGACAGAAUCAGAAUGUGGUCACAGAAACAGACUGUUGUUCUUGACAGUAAAAUAGUCGGGGGUGUAGCAACGAACUACUCAGUUUUACAUGUUGACAGUGAUAUAAUGGUGGCUCAUUGUGGAGAAAGAACGUAUUCAUACGAUUUCAAGUCCUGUGCAACAAAAUUGCUGAGCAGUCAAGCUGACAUUUUUUAUCAAUGUUUUCCGUAUGUAAACAGCCUAGUCUCCCUCUAAUCUGCCUUUGUUUGGAACUGCAACCAGCUUAUUGGGGAAAACAAGCCUCGCCUUUUCAGAUGGUUGCUUGUCCUGAGGAAGUUUAUAUAGUAUUUUUCCAUGAGUCCCCUAAAGAUAGCUUCAUUCUUAUUUUACUAAAGACCAAUACAUGAAGAUUUUGAUGGAAAAACUAAAUAGUGGUUUGUCUUUCAUACAUGAAUAUUUUGUACUCUAGAAAAGAUAUUCCUUGGUGGUUUAAGAAAUCUUGUA